This is a messenger RNA of Carcharodon carcharias (great white shark), 6788 nucleotides long. RefSeq names its product growth regulating estrogen receptor binding 1 (gene greb1). Gene Ontology annotation, biological process: multicellular organism development. Lineage: Eukaryota; Metazoa; Chordata; Chondrichthyes; Lamniformes; Lamnidae. The transcript has 37 exons. The record is from RefSeq and is a predicted model, not a curated record. Bases 726 to 6590 code for a protein of 1954 amino acids.
AAUGAAAGGUAUAGGGUCAAAAGACUCACAAGUGAGGAAGUGCCAGCAAGCCGCCACCUCCCCCUUCCUAACAAUGCCCUUUUCCAUUUGCUCUCUUUCGGGAGCUACGUCGGCUCUACCACGUGUCUUGCGGGGGUUCUCGGCAGUGCGUUUGGAUUUGUUUUAAAGGAGUUUGGCAGCGUCGGGCCGUGCGAUUGUGAGGGUGUUUUGCAUCGCUCCCUGCUUGGUAUUUUCCAAGCAAAAGAAUAACCUGAGACAAACCAGAUUGGAACAAGGCGGAGAUUUGUGCCCCCCAGAAUAAGCUGCUGCAUUUUCCCAUUUUGAGUUUUGCGUUUCUGUCGUUUGGAAUUUAGAGAUAUCUUUGGGUUAUAAUGAACAGGAGACCAUGAGAUGGGGGAAGAAAGCACAACUGCUCUGGAUGGGUGGUGGUGAACUGACCCUACACUUGGAGAUUCAUACAUCCAGGCCCCUGUAAUUUUGAAUUGGAUGGUUGGAUUUUGACUUCUUUAAGCCACUUUGGAAGCUAUUCCAAUCUGUCCAAGAAGACUGAGGUUCCUGCACCGGUGUCGAGUUUAAAUUCCGUUCUGUAGCCUUGGGUCCCAACUUCGCAGGCAGAAGGCAGCAAGUGGUUUGUCCAAAGAGGACAAGGACAAAAUAUUCCCAGGGUCAUGCCCAAUGCUGCAAGUGCAUGAUUCAGAAGGCAUGCUGUAGGAGGCAACACCCUUAUGUGUGUGAAGGAGAUCUUCCAAUCAAACAAUGAGGAUUACAAGAUGGGAAACUCAUAUGCUGGGCAACUGAAGACAACACGUUUUGAAGAAGUUCUGCACAAUUCUAUUGAAGCUUCCCUGCGUUCAAACAACUUGGUCCCCAGGCCUGUGUUUUCACAGUUAUAUCUAGAGGCUGAGCACCAAUUGGUCUCUAAUUUAGAAGCUUGCAAAAGACCAGGAAACGAGGAGGAGGAGGAGGAUGAUGGAUCAGAAUCCAGUAGUCCUCUCAUUCCAUAUCAGAUGAAGCCUCCCCCAGAAGGAUGUUGUACCACUGAUGGCUUCUGUCAGGCAGGAAAGGACUUGCGACUUGUUUCUAUGUCGAAUGAGCAGAUUGAGGUGCCAUCAGGAUUCUUAUUAAUCGGUGCCAAGUCUCCUAACCUUCCUGAGCACCUUUUAGUCUGUGCUGUGGAUAAACGAUUUUUACCGGAUGAUAAUGGCCGAAAUGCUCUAUUGGGUUUCUCUGGCAAUUGUGUCGGCUGUGGAGAAAAUGGAUUUCGUUACUUCACAGAGUUUUCCAAUCACAUCAACCUGAAACUGAUCACCCAGCCCAAGAAACAAAAGCACCUGAAGUGUUAUCUGAUUAAGAAUGCACAGGGCAGUCUUACUAAAGGACCCUUAAUCUGUUGGAAGGGCACAGAGGGCAGGACACAGCAGUCAUCCUCGAGUUCCACCUCUAGCAUUCCCUCACAACCACCUGAGAGUCCAGCCUCAUCCACUACAGUAGCAUCAGCAGAGAGCAUUGCUGGAACUAUUCAGAAUGCAUUAAUUGGAUUUCAGCAAGCAGGAGCAACAGCAGAUCAGGCUCUUUCGCGAGCUAUUACAGGAGUUUCUGCAACUCAUAACACCAGAGAUUCAUCCAGGCACCAAAACCCAUUGAAGGCCAACAGCUUAUCCUGUCAGAAUAUGUCAAGGCCUUCAGUGAUAGGCAACUUAGCUAAUUCAGGUCCUCCAAAGAAACGGCACAGGGGUUGGUCACCAGAUGCAUCAUCAGCAAUAGAAAUGGGCUCUAUUCAGAGCAACCCACUGGCUCAAAAUUCAGGAAGCAAAACUGACGCUGUGGAAUUAGCUUACAUGACCCAAUCCAGCCUUUUAGGACCAAUUCCUUCUCCACUUACUACCUCAGAGGAGCCUGUCGUUGUACCUGACAAUUUACUUAAAAUCUGCCGGACCAGACCUGUAAUUUUUAAAGGCCAUGGCAAUCUUCCUUACCUUUGUGGCAAUCUCAAUGAUAUAGUGGUCAGUCCACUGCUGCAGAGCUGCUAUAGAAACACUCAGUCUUUCCCCCGAGUAUAUGAACAACACAGUACUUCUGUGACUACGGUAUUGUCCAUAGAGAUGCAAAUUUUACUGACUGUGUACUACCUAGCUCAACUUGCCCCAGAUCAGGUGCCUUUGAUUGAGGAUUUGGAACAUAUAUUGGUGAGAGCAUGGCAGGAAUCUAAUCUUACCGAAACCAAACAAUACCAACAAGCUGUUUCUCAGUCAGUACCCUAUGUGUCAUCGCCAACCUUGACUGUCGCCCCAAAGCAACUCACUUGGUUGGCCAAGUUAGCAGCUAGCUCCUGCAAGAACAUUGUCAGGAUCUUGGAUUCAUCAAAUUCAUUGGCGGAAGGUCUCACAGAAACAUUUAAGCUUCUCAGUGAGGGGAAAUUGCAGGGAAAGAAUUUUGUGGUGAUCAUUUGCACCGCUAAGAACCAAAGCACUGAGUCAUGUGUGGUGGUAACAGGAAAACGUCAAGCCGGAUUCCUAGCAGAAAGAAUGCUCAGCCCCAAAGAGCAUCUGAAAGAAAUCAACUAUGAGCUCGUCACUGGAAAAGUUGGGGCACUAGGAGCUUUUUUCAGCAGCCUUUGUCCAGAAGGAGAUAUCGACAUGCUCUUGGAAAAGUGCAGUCUGGCAAGGAAUGGGCAAGGCUCUUCUUUCAUUGCUUCAUUAAAGAAAUUUGAUGACACCGUAAUUCAGAGACCCACUAUUUGUUCAGUUUCAAACAAAGAAACAUGUCAGAUUCACCCUGUUCAACUUGCGGUGGCUCGAAAGUUACUUUCCCAUGUCUGCGCUAUUGCUGAUUCCAGCACACAAAAUCUGGAUUUGGGCUCCUUUGAGAAAGUUGACUUCCUUAUUUUGGUGCCUCCAUCAGAAGUGGCCUACCAGCAGACUGUGCUGCGUGUCAGACAGUCAGGGAUCUUGGUAGAACUUGGAUUGGAGGCAGAAUCUACUGCAAAUCAGUGCGCAGAACAGUAUGUAAUGAAGCUUACUGCAGAAACUCAGAGCAAAUUUGAAGCCUUUCAGCAAAAAGCAUUAAAGAACCCUUACACACUGUUCAUACUGAUCCAUGACCAUGCACACUGGGAUUUGACCAGUGGGGGAGCUUUUCCACAAAGUGAACCAUUUCUGGGCUUGGCUGAUCGAAUCGUAAACUGCAAAGAAAUGAAAGAAGCACUGAAUGUGUUAACACUCCAAGUUACGUCCUUCCCCUUCGCUCUUCAAACACAGCAGACCUACAUCAGCCCCUAUAAUGAGGUCCAUUGGCCAUCGUCCUGCAACAAUGGAGUGAACUUGUACCAGGAAAACAAUAAGUACUUUGGGCUUUCAGACUUCAUUGAUUCCACUUACUCUGGGCACAAGCUUCCAUUGUUGAGAUACGACGGUUCAUUUGAAGCGAUGGUUACUGCAGUAGAAGAAAGGUUUCCCAAGAUGCACAGUGCUGUGAUCUGGACAUACAUUUUAAUCCAGCAUUACUCAGCAGCCAUGAUGGUAACUGCAGGCCACUCACAGAUGAAGAACUACUCGUCUGUGGAAACACUAGAGAUAAUUCAGAGCCUUACAAAUUCUACAGGAAGCUGUCCAAGCAGCCAUGGUUACAUGGUUUUGCUCAGGAUUCCCUCCAUUUCACUAGCUGCACUGGCGUAUGAACGAUUGUGUCAAGUUAGGUAUCGUCUAGGCCUGCAGCAUAGAUUUGAAAUCAUCCUUGGAACUCCAAACACAAAAAUAAAUAUUAGCCAACACUUUCUAACACAACUGAAGGUUUGGCAAAAGAUAGAGGACCCUAAUUGGACACCUCAAACCUACUUGGAUCUGGAAGACCUGCCAUGCAUACUUAUUCUAUCUGGCACCGAUCCGUACGGAGAGUCUUUUCCAAGAUCUGCCAAGUACUAUGACUUACGUUUAAUAAAUUCAACUUGUCUCCUGCGAACUGCUUUGGAGCAAGAACUCGGUCUAGCAGCUUGUUACGUCGUCCUUGAUGUCCCUGGGCAGACAGUGAUAGUGAAUGAUCUCUCUGAGAGCGACCUGGAAAAGCCAGGUAGCACUGACGAUGAUGAAGACAGUGUUGCAAUUGAAGUGACAACGGUUGCAGACUCAGGAAAGAAAAGUAAAAAUAAGAGACAGCGCUCAUAUUCCAAUCACUCAGCUUCAUCCAGAUCAUCAAAAACAUCAAGCAUACUUUGCGACAGUGAUCCUUUCUCAACCUCUGGAGCAGAGGAUUCUGCAAGACAUCCGCUGAAUGUUGAAUCUAUUAAUAUUGAGGACAGUAGUGUGGCCAGAGAGAAGCCCAAGCUAAGAGCAGACAACACACAGCAGAAGCCUUACUAUGAGACUCAAUAUUCAGAAAAGCACAGAAACUUAGAUCAAAUCAACAACAGCAAAAGCUCAAGAAGAAGCUCAAAAACAUUUUCUUCAGGCUCUUCCUCUGCUCAGACUCCCACUUUGGGACAGAUGUCUUCCCAAUGCCCAAGGACAAAGGCAGCAACCCAACCACCAACUGUGUUUCUCCCAAAAUUGAUCUAUGAGAUUGUUACUAAGGUGGACAGUGCUGGAGUGGCAAAAUUAUCAUCCUUUCUUCCGCACCAUUCAGUUCAUUGGAUAACCUCCUUUCACCCUUCGUUGGCCAAAAUGAUGACCUCCACAGAGCAAUCCCUGUAUUAUCGCCAGUGGACAGUGGCUAAACAAAACCAUAUGGAUUUUAACAAAGCACAGAGUAGAACCGGGGCAUUUCAUCCACGCAGACUUCUGCUGAAUGGUCCACCACAGGUGGGUAAGACAGGAGCUUAUCUGCAGUUCCUUAGUAUUCUAUCGAGGAUGUUGAUUCGAUUGAUGGAGGUGGAUGUUUAUGAUGAAGAAGAAAUUAACCUUAAAGCCAAAGAAGAUUCUUCCCUACAACAGAAAGAGAGCUUACUGUGGCCUGAUUUGGAGAGUUUCAGUAAAUUGUCAUUUGACUACACUGUUCAUGAUCCAAAGUAUGAAGAUGCAAGUCCAGUUUAUUCAAGGGACCUUACAAAAAACAAAGGACAUAAAGAAGAUGACAUCUAUCUACGACGCCAUACAACACGAAUGAGGUUGUCCAAGUAUGCUGCCUAUAAUACAUACCACCACUGUGAGCAGUGCCAUGAAUACAUGGGUUUCAAUCCCAGAUGCCAGCCAUAUGAUUCUACACUCCAUGCCUUCACAUUUUCCUGCUCAAUGCUGGGAGAGGAAGUCCAGCUUCACUUUAUUAUUCCCAAAUCAAAAGAAUAUAAUUUCAUUUUCAGUCAACCUGGAGGCCAAUUGGAAAGUAUGAGGUUGCCACUUGUCACUGACAAGAAUCCAGACUGCAUAAAGAGCCCCAUCUUUACGCCUUCGACUGGGCGUCAUGAACAUGGUCUCUUCAAUCUGUAUCACGCUAUGGAUGGUGCUAGCCAUUUGCAUGUGCUAGUUAUCAAGGAGUAUGAGAUGGCAGUGUAUAAGAAAUAUUGGCCAAACCACAUCAUGCUUGUCUUGCCCAGCAUCUUCAACAACUCUGGAGUUGGUGCAGCUCAUUUUUUGAUCAAAGAGCUGUCCUAUCAUAAUUUGGAACUGGAACGCAAUCGCCAGGAAGAGCUUGGAUCUAAACCCCAAGAUGUGUGGCCAUUUAUUGUCAUUGCAGAUGACUCUUGUGUGAUGUGGAACAGUCUUAAUGCCGAAACCUCUAAAAGCUCUACCAGUGCGCCUGCUGAACAAAAUGUCUUGGAGAGGAAUGUUUCUUUGAAGCAUGUACUUCAACAUAUUGAGACAACUGCUCAAAUUCCACACUAUGCCCUUUGUGGGGUCCGCAAGUGGUCCAGUAAAAUAAGCAGUCCGUACCUUGCAGAGCCUUUCUCCCGCUGUCAUCUACAUGAUUUUUUGCUGCUAAAUGUAGACUUGACACAAAAUGUUCAGUACAACCAGAACAGAUUUACCUGUGACGAUGUGGAUUUCAACCUUCGGGUCCAUAGUGCUGGUCUUCUUAUCUGUCGCUUUAAUCGCUUCAGUGUUAUGAAGAAACAAAUUGCUAUUGGGGGGCACAGAACUUUCCUUAUCAAGUCAAAGGUCCCAGAUGUACCAAUGUCCAUUUCCCCAGUUCAGUAUAUCUGUGCUCCAGACAGCAAACAUACAUUUUUAGCUGCACCAGCCCAAUUACUGCUUGAAAAGUAUCUGCAGCACACAAGUAACCAUCUUUUUCCAUUGUCUGUAAAGAACUACAGUCAUCCAGUGCUGUCAGUAGACUGUUAUCUCAACCUAGGACAAGAGAUUACCGUUUGCUUUGUGAGUUCACGUCCUCAUUCUUUAAAUAUAAACACCUCUGGCCUUACUUUCAGUGGACUCCUUCUGUAUCUCUGUGACUCAUUUGUCACAUCCAGUAUUUUGAAAAGAUUCCACUUUCUGAAAGGUGCCACGUUGUGUGUAAUUUGUCAAGACCGUAGCUCUCUUCGCCAGACUGUUGUAAGACUGGAGCUGGAAGAUGAGUGGCAGUUCAGGUUAAGAGAUGAAUUCCAGACAGCUAACUCCCAAGAGGACAAGCCACUCUUUUUUCUGACUGGACGACAUGUCUAAGGCGUGAAAAUUUCCCAGUAACACACAGACAGCAAAAAUGAGCACUCCAUAAGUACACAGAAUUUUCUUUGAGCCAUGAGCAUUUUGAAAUGUUGAAAACAGUGUUUAAAAAAACUGAAUAGAAUGGUACCAAAUUAAUCAAAUGUAAAAAACUGAUAUGCACCAAGAACAAGUUCCAGUAAACAUUCAUCAAUUUUA